AUGGCAUGCACUAGAGGAGCUAAAUCAUCCUCUCUUUCCAGCAGCAAACGACUCCCACGAGAGGCUCCUAUUCAAAGCCCCACCUUUGAACCUCCGCGGCCAAAAGCUGCUUCACCUCCGGCGAAGCCCACGCCAAAGAACCCUCCGGCGAGGCGUUAUCUCACUAGGUCAGGGGGUCGUCCCCUGCAAAAGAGAGCCAGGGUCGAAAGCUCAGAGCCCAUCGACUUAACAGAGCAGUCCCCGGUUCCCUCACCAGAGCCCUCUCCAGCACCAUCUUCGGCGCCGUCAUCAGAGCCUCCGGCGAAGCCUCAGGAGCACCAGCCGCCACGUUCAGAAUCCCAAAUUCCAUCUGGGAUAGCUCCUGAAGUGCUCAUCAAGCGUCCGAUGCUGACCCAACGCCCAAUUGAAGGGAAUUUGGACUGCCGAGCUUGA
Molecule: messenger RNA, 432 nt
Organism: Vitis riparia (riverbank grape)
Lineage: Eukaryota; Viridiplantae; Streptophyta; Magnoliopsida; Vitales; Vitaceae
Product: pistil-specific extensin-like protein
Exons: 1
Coding region: 1-432 (143 amino acids)
Source: RefSeq, a predicted model, not a curated record